Messenger RNA from Chelmon rostratus (copperband butterflyfish), 1142 nucleotides. RefSeq names its product urate oxidase (gene uox). The transcript is spliced from 8 exons. NCBI's taxonomy places the organism in Eukaryota, Metazoa, Chordata, Actinopteri, Chaetodontiformes, Chaetodontidae. Gene Ontology annotation, molecular function: urate oxidase activity. The record is from RefSeq and is a predicted model, not a curated record. Gene Ontology annotation, cellular component: peroxisome. Gene Ontology annotation, biological process: urate catabolic process; purine nucleobase catabolic process. The coding region runs from base 95 to 991 and encodes 298 amino acids.
CUACAAAAUCCUCCUUCAUUGGUAGAGACACUUUCUGCGGGGGACGGCAGGGACUGAGGACAGACAAGGAGCAGGUAAAGGAAAGGAAGAUACCAUGGCAACUGCUUCAGAUCAGAAUGUGGAGUUUGUGCGAACAGGUUACGGCAAGAACACAGUGAAGGUGCUGGUCAUCAGAAGACAGGGCAGCCACCACGACAUCAUCGAGCUGAAGGCGGACGUGGAGCUCACGCUCAAAUCACGCAAGGAUUAUCUGAACGGAGACAACUCAGACAUCAUCCCCACCGACACCAUCAAGAACACUGUGCACGCACUGGCCAAGCUCAAGGGGGUAAAGACCAUCGAGCAGUUUUCCCUGGACAUCUGCCAUCACUUCCUGACCUCGUUCAACCAUGUGUUGAGGGCCAAGGUUCACAUGGAGGAGGCUCCGUGGAGAAGGCUGGAGAAGAAUGGCGUACAGCAUGCUCAUGCGUUCAUCUACAGCCCAGAAGCCUGCCGCUUCUGUGAUGUUGAACAGAAUCUCAAUGGGACCCCCGUCGUUCACAGUGGUGUCAAGAACAUGACCGUGCUGAAAACGACCCAGUCUGGUUUUGAGGGUUUCCUCCGAGACCGCUUCACUACUUUGCAAGAGGCCAAGGACAGGUGUUUCUGCACCUCUGUCUAUGCUAGGUGGCGCUACAACUCUCAGGAUGUCGACUUUGAUGCUGCGUGGAAGUGUGUGAAGGAGACGAUCAUUGAGAAGUUUGCUGGGCCCUACGACCGUGGAAUGUACUCACCCUCUGUGCAGAAAACCCUUUAUGACACACAGGUUCUGGUCCUGGAAAGGCUUCCUGACGUGGAUGAAAUAGAGGUCGUCAUGCCCAACCAGCAUUACUUCACCAUAGACAUGACAAAAAUGGGCCUCAGCAACAAAGAUGAAGUUCUCCUUCCCCUGGAUAACCCUUCAGGCAACAUCACAGGGACGUUGCGCAGGAAACAGCAAGCCAAGCUGUGAAGAAAAUACUGCUGCUGUGAUCUGCACAUUAAACGAGCUUCUGAGAACAAGAAUAACCUUUCAAAGAUUUAUUGUCCAAAUCACGAAUACAACUGAGGAGUUCUCAGACACAAUAGAGCUUUUGGCCAUGUGAAUAUGUAACUACAAAAGA